Messenger RNA from Diversispora eburnea, 807 nucleotides. NCBI's taxonomy places the organism in Eukaryota, Fungi, Glomeromycota, Glomeromycetes, Diversisporales, Diversisporaceae. The record is from the annotation of a GenBank genome assembly.
AUGUAUAAAACAUGUCGAUAUCGCUGGAGUUUCAGAAGUUAUGAUAAAGGAAAAGCCUCCCAGCAAUCAAACGUAACCAUUGGCAAUGAUGACGACGAUGUGGAAUUUAUGCAAGGAUUGGGAUUAAUCGCUGAAAAAGAUUCUUCUUCCGUUUCGGUUGAAAUAACAAAACAAGUUAACGUGAAGGAUCGUGGGACAAGUCCGUUUGCAAAUAAUCCCGUUACAACACAAGAACAAGCCACAAGUCCGAUUGCAAAUAAUUCUCUCUCUACACAAGAGCAAGCUACAAAUCCCAUUACCAACGAAAAAGCAUCGCCCAAGAUUGCUCGUGAACAGGAUAAAUUGCUGGAGUUGAUUCGGGAACUAUCUUCACCCGUCGAAGGCGAGACCGCUGAAAUCAAAAAAGGAGAAAGCGAGAAUUCUUUAGCCCGAUUAUAUCAAAAAGCACUUAAAGCCAAAAAUCGUGUGACCCAGGCCUAUCAAGAAGAAAUUCGGUGCUGGUACUAUUAUGCUGAAGAGUUUGAAAAAAAGGUUAUGAGUAUUAGAGAUAAUGACAGAAGAAUUGGCGACCAACAGGCUAGGACGAAGGUAUAUGACGAAAUUAGGGAUCAUCUAUCCGGUAUCACAAAAGAUACUCUGCGUAAAAAAACCCAAAGAGCUAGAGCAAUUUAUAAUCUGUUUAAGAAAAUAGGUGUAAAAAAAAUCAAAAGAGUUCAUUCUUAUAGUGCCGAUGCAAUUGCUAGUUUAACCGUCUCCCAGAUGCAAACUAUUAUAGAUAGAGUAACAAAUUCCUUGCCGAUCGCGUGA